Messenger RNA from Oryzias latipes (Japanese medaka), 5468 nucleotides. Its product is annotated as calpain-15. The record is from RefSeq and is a predicted model, not a curated record. Gene Ontology annotation, molecular function: calcium-dependent cysteine-type endopeptidase activity. Gene Ontology annotation, cellular component: cytoplasm. Gene Ontology annotation, biological process: proteolysis. NCBI's taxonomy places the organism in Eukaryota, Metazoa, Chordata, Actinopteri, Beloniformes, Adrianichthyidae.
AACGCUGCUCACAUUUCAAUCACAGCAGAGGUUUUAUUUUGAAGUCCCGGACAGGAAGUGAUGCUGCUUGCACGCCCGCAGCCUCGCGGCUCAGCUGUGGUCCUCGGUGCUCGCGCACGGCUGCAUCAUGACAGCGCGCACGGACGCUGUCCUCCCCGCCGCACGAGCCGUCCUCCGCGCGCUCAGGUGAGUCCGCGUGUCCUCUGCGGUGUCCGCGCGCAUGCAUCCCGCAGCGGGACUGCAGGUGCGCGGGGUACCUGCGUGGAGUCUGAAGUUCAGCAUCAGCACUUCAGUUCAGCAUCCGCAGUGAGGCGCAGAGCGGUGCUGCCGCGCGCGCGGACACUCAUCCAGCCGGUUUGUCCCCCGGUUCUCGGCACGAGCGUCUACUUCCACACAAAUAUCGGGGUCGAAACGUGACGUUUACGGUCAGGGUCUGGAUGGAGCUGUGAGGGAGAAGGUGCCGUGGUUCCCAGAUCCCUGUUCAAGGACAAAACCUCCUCCAGAGGGAGAGAUGGGACAACAGAGGAGGAGGAGGAGGAGGAGGAGAACUGCAGGAGACCUUCAUCGCCUCUGAUGCAGCUUCUGCAGCUCCACGGUUCCUCCUCUGAAGCGUGAAGCUGCAGGUACCGGAACCUCACCUGACAACUGUGUGUGACGAGUGACAGCAGGAAGUCCAUCCAGGGAGAAGCUUGGAGCCUGGAGUGCAGAACCGAUGAAGGUCCAGGUCCAUCCAGCAAAUGCUGGACUCUCGUUUUGUUUCUCAGAAGAAAGUUUCUCUGCUUUGAAAGAACUUUUUAGUUAGGAUCUUCUCUGAAAUCCAGGUCACCAACAAAGAAACCUUUUCAUUUCAUGACUUUUAAGUUUUUAUCUUCAGUUUUAGAGAAAUUCUGCUUUUCUCUCAGGAUUUCAAAAACUGAACUGCAGGCAAAUCAGGACAUUUUCAGGUAGACAAUCUGGAUCUUCACAAAAUUCUGCAUCAGCUGUUAGAAAAAAAUCAUUCUUGAUGACCGUUAUCUUCUCUUCAUCUUCCAGGGUUCUGCUAACUAAACUAAUCCUCCAAAAACGGUUUGUUUCUGUCUAAAGAGAACCGAUGUGAACGUGAAGAUGCAUCAGUCCAAACCGGUCUGCAUGUCUGUGUUUCAGGGCCCCGCCACAUGAGCCUGCUGCAUUAUGGGAAGCUCUUCGUCCUCCUUCCUGGUUGACGAGCCUGACGGUGAUGGUCGUCCUCGGGGUGGAGCUCUGCCCCCCUCCCCCAACAUGGGAUGUCUGAGGAGCAGCCAGAGCACCUUCAUCCCACGACAGAUAGCCGGGCGCCAACGAGAGCGCAGUUUCUCCUCUGGUUCCAUGCCGGCUCUCCGGACUCAGUGGACCUGCGGCUGCUGUACUUUCCUAAACGCCGCCGGCGCCCCCCGCUGCUCCAUCUGUGAAGCCCCCCGGCGGGGAUCCGUGCCCCGCUGGCUGAGACCCGGCACCGGCAAAGCCGAUUCUGGAUGGUCCUGCCCCCGCUGCACACUCACCAACUCCCCCAGCAGCCUCACCUGCUCACUGUGCAGUCACUGCAAACCUCUGGACCCCCCCGGCGAGCAGCCCCGACCCCAGCGCUCCAGCAGCUGCUCUGGCCUGCUGAGGGCGCCGUCCGUCGAACAGAGCAGGACAAAGGCGGAGAAAAGCAGCAGGUCCUGGGACUGCCUGAGGUGCACGCUGCAGAACACCCCCACCUCCAUGUCCUGCUCCGCUUGUGGGGGCCCCCGCAAGCUGUCUCUGCCGCAGGUCCCAGCAGAGGCGCUGCUCAUGCCAGACGUCUGCAACCAGCAGGACGAGGCAGCGGGGGCACUCUCUCUCUCCAUGUGGGGGGAGAGCUCACUGCUGGGAGCUUCACAUCCAAACGCAAGCCCCCCCCCAGGCCACAAUAAUGUGGUCCCCUGCAGCCGCAGAGAGGUCCCCCCCUCAGAAACUGGCCUGAGGCAGAGACCAACAUCUCCUCAGACUCUGACAGCCCUACAGCCCCCCCCACAGGCGGACCUGCUUAAUACCAGGAGGCUCAGCGUCCUCAAGGAGGAGGCGUCUCCUCUGCCGCCUGCGUCACGCUCAUCAGGGUUGGACCCCCCCCCUGCAGACGGCCGGGAGUGGUCCUGUCCGGCGUGCACCCUCAUCAACCAGAUCAAAGCCAAACACUGCCUGGCGUGCUGCAGCCCCCAACAGCUGAAACCACCGGCGACCUCGGCGAGGCAGGAGAGCCGGCCGGUGGAGGCGCUGCGGCAGAGCGACGAGGGGGAGGCGCGAGGCCUGUGGGAGGACAUCGUCAGCUUCUGCAGACAGAACUCAGUGGUGUUUGUGGAUGACAGCUUCCCUCCAAACCCAAAGUCCGUGGGCUUUCCGCCGGACGAUGGCGUCCAGCAGCGCGUCAAGAAGUGGCUCCGACCUGAAGAAAUCAGCUGCUGCGGCUUCAGGGAGCGCGGGCUCAGGUGGUCCGUUUUCCACUCAGUGAGGCCGUCUGACAUCCUGCAAGGGCUUCUGGGUAACUGCUGGUUCCUGAGCGCGCUGGCGGUUCUGGCUGAGCGGCCCGAGCUGGUGGAGAGGGUGAUGGUGACCCGCUCGCUGUGUCCCGAAGGGGCCUACCAGGUCCGCCUCUGCAAAGACGGGUCCUGGACCACGGUGCUGGUGGAUGACAUGCUGCCGUGUGACGAGAGCGGACACCUCCUCUUCUCCCAGGCCCAGAGGAAGCAGCUCUGGGUGGCUCUGAUCGAAAAAGCUCUGGCGAAGCUCCACGGCUCCUACUUCUCCUUGCAGGCGGGCCGCGCCAUCGAGGGCCUUUCCACGCUGACGGGGGCGCCCUGCGAGUCGUUGGCCCUCCAGGUCAGCACCACCAACCCUAAAGAGGACCCCAUCGAUACGGACCUGAUCUGGGCCAAAAUGCUGAGCUCAAAAGAGGCGGGCUUCCUGAUGGGGGCUUCCUGCGGGGGGGGCAACAUGCGGGUGGACGACAGCGAGUACGAGUCUCUGGGUUUGCGACCUCGACACGCGUACUCCGUCCUGGACGUACAGGACGUCGAGGGGCACAGGCUGGUGCAGCUCAGGAACCCGUGGGGUCGGUUCUCCUGGACCGGAGCCUGGGCGGAUGACUGGCCCGACUGGCCUCCACACCUGAAGAGGGCGCUGUGCACCAACCGCGGCGAGGACGGCCUGUUCUGGAUGGACUUUGAGGAUUUCACCAGGUUCUUUGACUCGGUGGAUCUCUGUAAGAUUCAUCCGGACUGGCAGGAGGUUCGAGUUCCGGGCGUUUUCCCCUGUGGAGCGGACGGUCCGGUGCCGGUUUUGGCCGUGACGGUGCAGGAGAGGACGGCGGUGGAGCUGGCCUUGUUCCAGCGAGGCAGCAGGCGCUGGGACACGGCGGAGAGCCACCUCCUGGACCUGUGCGUGCUGGUGUUCCGCGUGGCGUACGACGGCUGCGGCGCGCUGACGCUGGGCCGCCUGCUGGCGCACAGCCGGCGCUCGGUGAGGAGGUUCGUGGGCUGCGACGUCAUGCUGGAACCGGGCGAGUACGGCGUGCUCUGCCUCGCCUUCAACCACUGGCAGAGCUGGGACGGCGAGGGCGCCGCGGGCUGCAGCAGAGCGGAGGCGCCGCGCUUCACGCUUGCGGUCUACAGCUCCAGACUGCUGACGGUGGGGCGGGUCGCCGCCUCCAGCACCGCCAUGGCCGACGCCAUCAUGCAGCUGGCGGAGACCAAAGGAGAGCGGCACGAGGGUCGAGAGGGGAUGACCUGCUACUACCUGACGCAUGGGUGGGCGGGGCUUAUCGUGAUGGUGGAAAACAGGCACCCCAGACAUCACCUGCACGUGUCCUGCGACUGCAGCGAGAGCUUCAACGUGGUGUCGACGCGCGGCAGCCUCAAAACGGUGGACAGCAUCCCUCCCCUGCACAGGUGCUGGUGGUUCUGUCCCAGCUGGAGGGAAACGCCGGCUUCUCCAUCACCCACAGACUGGCUCACAGGAAGGCCGUCCUGCCGUCUCUGGGGAACUGGAGUCCCUCCAAGGCGACCCACUGUCCCGCUCUGAUCCCAGAGACCGCAGGUCUGCAUCAGCCCAGACCCCUAUGAGGUCCAGAGACCACAGAACCGGGCCAGAGAGGAGGCAGCUGCUCUGUGAAGGAGAUGAGGAUGAAGAUGAAGAGUCCUCCCAGGAAACCUCACAACAGUAUUCUGAGAUUGGGACUCAGCGUCAUUGUUGGAAAACGUUUGUUUGUUUGUUUGUUUGUUUGUUUGUUUGUUUGUCCCAGAGCUCCUUUAUGGAUCGGCCUCCAUGUCGGCCAUUUUUCAGUUUAGAGAAAAGAUGAAGGCCAGCGUCUCAUCUUCAUCACCUCUGCUUCACACAGUCUGAACGCUUUCUCUACUGAGACCCCAAUGGAGUGUAAAACACACAAACACACACACACACAGACAUAUAGAUGCACACAAACACACAAAAAUCACAAUCAGCUGAAAAAUCAUCAGAAAGUUUAAAAAAUAAAUAAAACUGAAAACAUUUCUAAGACGAAGGAAGAAAAACUCUAACAUUUAAAAUGGUGAUAAAUGACAAAAUGAACUAAAAUUCAAAAAUAAAUCCAUUAAACUGAAACAAAGAAUUGAAAAUGACGUUUAAAUCUGACAAACAGAAAACACGGAUUCUCACACAAACACCUAAACUUCCAAAAGGCUUUUUGAAUUUCUAACCACUUUCUACAGCUGUGGUGCUUAAUUCAUCACGUUGGAUGAGGCGUGAAGCGGAGCAGCCCGCCGCCGCCGGCGCCGCCGGCUCCUCUGCAGCUUCAGCUCCUUUGCUCAAACCCAAAUCCAUCCACUUCCUGUUCAGACGUCUGCAGUCAUUUAGGGAUUCAGCAGGAAACUCAGUCAAACAACCAGGAAACAAAACGGCAUCAAAAAUAGUAAAUGUUUAAAAAAUGUUUGAAAAAUAAAAUAAAAAGACAAAAGUCUUAAUAUACAUUGAAUUUUAAAAAGAUCACUAUAAAAACAACAUGUCUAAGAUAAUUAGGUUACAAACUUUACAUCUUUCACAUUUUACAUUUAGAUAUUAGUUUAAAAGAAUUACAUUUGAAUUUUCCCCUUUAGUUCCAGUUAUAUUUCCCCCAUAGUUUUGGACUUUUAGGGCUGCCAUACUUCAUGUCCUGCUGUCUUUGGAGGCGGAGCCUCAUAAACACCUUCGGGUCCACAGAACCGUGACGCAGCGCCUCAUGGUGGCGCUCAUGUUCCCCGCUGAGGCUGGAGGUCCCGGAGCGGUUUGCACUUUCACAAACCCAGCGGGGUAACGGAACCUCUGGGGAUCAAACUAUGCAAACCGGAGAGCUGUCCGUCACCACAGCAGAUCUGCCUUCAGAGGGUUUCUCUUUAAUCAACUGGAUUCACGGGAAUCCUGUUCAUCACAUGUUAGCCUGAGGAUGUAGAACUAAUUAAAAUUUACACUUUUAUCAGAAA